GUUUAAAGAACAGUAGCACUCCUUACUGGAUCGGCCUGCUGCGUGAUGCCUGGCACUGGACUGAUGGAGGAAACUCGACUUACAGAAACUGGGAUUCUAAUGAGCCAAAGCAAAACAAUGGAACUGAUAAACCUGAUUGUGUAGAAAUGAAUGGGAAUGGAAAGUGGUUUAGUGUUCCAUGUGAGAAUGACGCUUUAGCUCUGUGCUACCACACUUCCAUCUACGUGAGCUCAGGGAAGAUGAGCUGGGAGGAAGCGCUGGAUUAUUGCCAGGAGGGGAACAGGUCCAGAAUCCUGCAGGUCCAGUCCAAAACCCAGCAGGGCGACGUGGAGGCGGAGCUCAGGAGGGGGCGUGUCAGUGAGCCCGUGUGGGUGGGGCUUAGACAGAGCGUACUCUUCGGAUUCUGGUUGUGGACCGACGGGGCGACCGCGUUUCCUUACACCAACUGGUACAGAGGGGAACAACCGGAGCAUCAGAACUCCCACCACUGCGGCGCCAUCGACCCUCAGAAAGAUUUCCAAUGGUGCGACAGGGACUGUGAUUCCAAGUUUAGAGUUCUGUGUAGAGUCUGACAAUCUGACCCCCCGUAUACUCAGAUACA
Molecule: messenger RNA, 601 nt
Organism: Trichomycterus rosablanca
Lineage: Eukaryota; Metazoa; Chordata; Actinopteri; Siluriformes; Trichomycteridae
Product: C-type lectin lectoxin-Lio2-like
Exons: 2
Coding region: 147-572 (141 amino acids)
Source: RefSeq, a predicted model, not a curated record